CUGCUGCAUUUCUCUCCAUCUCUCCCUCUCUCUCUCCCUCUCUCUCUCUCUCUCUCUCUGUCUCUCCCUCCCUUCUUUGCAUCUUUCCAAACCCGCGGACCUCCAGCUGCAUCAGGAGAAUGCAGAGCUGCAAGCAGGACAGGGGCCGCGGCGUGGCUUUAAACACGCAGAACAGACGGAAACAGAGCGAAAAAACAACCGCAGACGUUUAACUUCCACUACAGGAGAAGCAAUAAAGCACAGAGGAAAAACAAAAAGAGAGAGAGAGAGAGAGAGAGAGAGAGAGGAGGAGGAGAAGACAGCCAGGACAAGGGGAGAUGACAGAGCAAGACUAAAAGGGAUGAGAGCUCUGACCAUGGCCGCCCGCCCCGCCUCGGCGCUCUGCCUGCUCCUCCCCCUGCUCCUCCCCCUGCUGCUGCUGUGGGGGCUGCUGGGAGGCCAGGUGCUGUCCAUCUGCCCCGCCGUGUGCUCAUGCAGCCGUGGACACCGCGUGGUGGACUGCUCGUCACGAGGCCUAACCAAGCUGCCGCCCGGUCUGCAGCACAACAUUCGCUUUCUGAACCUGUCGUUCAACAGCCUGCAGGACGUGGACGCUCAGCUGAGCCACUACGCCCACCUGCGGACCCUGGACAUGUCCUACAACCGCCUGGAGACGCUGCCCCCCGCCCUGCCGCGCUCCCUCUGGGACAUCCGAGCCACGGGGAACCUCCUGCGCUCGCUGGACAAGAACGACACGGCGUACCACUGGAACCUGAAGUUCCUGGACCUGUCGGACAACGAGCUGGAGCGGAUCGUGUUCAUCAACAACACGCUGCCCGGCCUCCAGACGCUCAACCUGAGCCACAACCGCUUCUGGACCGUCCCCACCAACAUGCCGCACAACCUGCAGAGCGUCGACCUGUCCCAUAACUACCUGGUGCAGAUCCUGCCGGGUUCUCUGGACCGGCUGCCCAAACUGACCCAGUUCUACCUGCACGCCAACCGCUUCUCGUGGCUGUCGGAGGGCGUCUUCGAUAAACUGUCGGGUCUGCAGCUGAUGACUUUGGGCGAUAACCCGUGGGCGUGCGAAGAGGAAGAAAACAUCACCAAGCUCCUGCAGUGGGCCGAGCAGACCCGCGCCACGGUCCGCGGCUGCCCCUGUUACACCAGACCCGUGUGCGGCCAAGCCCACCUGGCGGCGCCGGGGGGGGAGUGGCACUCCGCCCUGUUCACAGAGCCCCCGCUGUGGGUGGACGGCGGAGGCGAAGGGCCUGACAGGACAGCGGAGGUCACGUCCGGUUACCAGGCCAAAUCUGCGCUUUUUGAAACCGGAAUAUAUCACAACAGCAGAGGGGGGAACGACUCUGCGGAGCCCGUGGUGUUUGAGUGGACGUCGUCCUCCAGUUCUGUCGGUUUCACCAAACGCACAAGCACAACAGCUCGCCCUCGCUCAUUCCACCAACAGACCAGAGUGGCCACCUCCCACAACAGAGGCCGGGGACUCCUUAGUGACACUCCAAGCACCUCUCUGACUGUUUUAUCCUCCUAACUUCACUUUGCAGCUUCUAACGCCAGCUUACCUGGAUACUGAAAUAUUCUGGACAAUGAAUGUAUGACCACGCAACGCCUCGUCGCACCUCCAUUAUCAACUCCUGUAAAACCUGUUACAAUUGUUACUGCCGACUAGGGGUCGACCGAUAUGUUUUUUUGUUUUGUUUGUUUUUUUUGGCUUUUUUUUCCAGGGCUGAUAUCGAUAACAAUUAUUAGUAAUCAACAAGACUGAACAAUUGCACCAAAAAUAUGAGCCUCAAUGGCAAACUUAAGUGUAACUCCAGGAAAAUGCCCCUAAACUGACUGUUAAAUCCAAUAAACAAAAUACAACUCAAUAAUAUUUUAA
Sphaeramia orbicularis (orbiculate cardinalfish) is the source of this 1876-nucleotide messenger RNA. Its product is annotated as oligodendrocyte-myelin glycoprotein. The transcript is spliced from 3 exons. Lineage: Eukaryota; Metazoa; Chordata; Actinopteri; Kurtiformes; Apogonidae. Bases 341 to 1528 code for a protein of 395 amino acids. The record is from RefSeq and is a predicted model, not a curated record. Gene Ontology annotation, biological process: neuron projection regeneration. Gene Ontology annotation, molecular function: cytochrome-c oxidase activity; protein binding; copper ion binding. Gene Ontology annotation, cellular component: membrane.